CUUUAAUACCUUGUAAAUUAUUUUUUUUGUCAAUGUAAAUUGAAGCACCAGUUGUUUAUUAAUUCGAAUGCUUUCGUAAAGGAAAGAAUGGAAAUAAGAAAUAUAUUGGAAUUUUGAAGUAGGAUCGAUUGGAUUUAUGCAAGGUAUAAUAUUCGUAUUAUUUUGAUAUUUUAGGAUAAUCAACCAAAUUUCAAAUAUUCUUUACCAAUUUAAUUAUAAACACAUAUUAAAUGGGAAGUUGAAGAAGAUAAUGUAGAAGGAAAGAAACAUUAUAAGAUUGUCUCGUUCAAAUUUUAAUAAGUUCUUUUAUACAUUCUAAUUAUACUUAGGUUAAACAAAUAAAUGAAAAUUUUGUAGCCAAAAUAACAACAUUUUGUGGAGAUGAAAAAAUACUUACAAUUUUGAAGGAACAUUUAAGAAAUAAGAUAAUAUUUUAAAAAAUUUAAGAUUUUUAUACUCCACUUUAAACAUUAGGAAAAGGUGCAUCUUCAAGAGUUUUAUUAGUGAGACACAAAAAUAAAGAAACUUAUUUUGCAGCAAAAUGUGUAGAUAAAUCAUAUGUUAAUGAAACAGAAAAUGGAAUGGUAUUAGUUUAAAAAUAAAAUAGGAAUCUAUGUUUUAAGAGAUAAAAAUUAAUAAUGACUUAGAUCAUCCAUCUUUUAUUAAAUUACAUGCUGUUUAUGAAGGUGAUAAUACAUUCUAUAUGAUUAUGGAUUUAUUAGAAGGUAAAAGUUUACAUGAUGAAUUAAAUAAUCAUAAAAAUGGAUUUCCUGAAGAUACAGUAAGAAAUAUUAUGUGGGUAAAUUCAAUUUAUUAUAAUAUUAUAGCAAAUUCUAACAGGAAUAGAAUAUAUGCAUGAUAAAUAAAUUAUGCAUAGAGAUUUAAAACCAGAAAAUAUUAUGCUUAUGAGAAAAGAUGAUUUAAACUCUCUUAAAAUUGUUGAUUUUGGUUUGGCUACAUAUUGUGAUGUGAAUAAGUAUUUCAUUAUUUUAUUUAUUAGAUAUUUAUUUCCUAAAUGUGGUACACCUGGUUAUGUUGCUCCAGAAAUUGCUAAUUUAAUUGAUAAGACCUAAAAAUAUGAUAAAGUUUGUGAUAUUUUUAGUGCUGGUGUUAUAUUUUUUAAAUUGUAAUUUCUAUUAUCAAUUUUAGAUUAACAGGAAAAGAUCUUUUUCCUGGAGUUGGAUUUAAUUUAGUAUUAAAAUUAAAUAAACAAUGUAAAAUUGAUUUAACUCCAUUAUAAAUGAAAAAAGUAGAUCCAUAAAUUACUGUAAUUUUAUAUUAAAUUUAAGACUUUAAUAUAAAAAAUGUUAGAAAAAGAUCCUACUCAAAGAAUCACUGCUAAUCAAUCUUUAUAAGAUCCAUUCUUUUUACCUUGUUAUUAAGAAAGUGGUAUCUAAGGACCAGCUAAAUUAACAACAUUUUAGAAAAAGUAAAUGUUUUCAACUUGUGGAAAGGCUUUCACUACUGAAUUUUAAAAUGAAAAUUAAAAAGGAAGUCCUUAAGAUAGAUUAGAAAAAAAGGGUUCUUUUGUUACAUAAGAUAAUACCUAUAGACCAAUUUAAUAAAACUAAUAGAAAAUUAUCUAAAAAUUUAAUACUACUGAAUUUGAUCAUAUUAAUCCUACUUAAAGUCCAUCUAUGGAUUAAGUCAAAAAAAAAUUUUAAAAAGGGGAUCCAAUAGAAGAGGAAGAUGAAAAAUGAAGAUAUUAUUUAUUUUCAUUAUUAAUAUGCUG
This is a messenger RNA of Paramecium sonneborni, 1732 nucleotides long. Lineage: Eukaryota; Ciliophora; Oligohymenophorea; Peniculida; Parameciidae. The record is from the annotation of a GenBank genome assembly.